UGUUGAAUGAACGUAUUUUUUCCGCCAUUGAACAGAGUGAGGUGAAGUGAUGUGAAAAGAAGUGUUAUUUUUCGUAUUUUUACUGUCGAAAUACAAGACAAGAGCAGAUCAUCAGUCAGAGAAGAAGAAGAAGAGCCCUAACAGUGUUUCAGCCAGUUGACCAUGAUUGAUCCUGGUUACAUCCCUGAAGAUCUCACUCAAUACUUACUGAAUUACUCUGGCAAUGAAGAGGAGCAUAACAGCUGUGAUGAUACACAGCUAUGUGAAGUAGAUUCAAAUAACUAUGAGAGUAUCUUCAUCCCACCAUAUGUCAAAACCCCAAGAGAACUUCACCCCAAUCAAGACGAUCAAGAAAGCUUUCAAGAUUCUGGGAUGUCUGAAGAUGAAAGUGAUAGUGACCUUUCUCCACUUCAGAACAAAACUAAGGAAAACAUUCACAAUGCACCAAAUUCUAGUAAAUUGAAAUCAGCCAAGAAAAAAUCAAAACCUCAGCAAAAAACUAGAAAGAACUUGAAGUCCAACAGUGACUGCGGUAGUGUUAAAUCAGACAAGAAUAAAAAAGCUGUAACUAAGAGUAGUAAGAAAAAAAAAGAUGUAACCUCAGAAGAUACACUAGGUUCCAAUGCUUCCGGCAAAAUAAGUGCUAAAAAACGACCAUUGUCAKAUGAGGCUAAAGGUAAUUCUCCUCCAAAUCCAUCCAAAAAGAAAAAGAAAACAAAUGAGGAUUCAGAUGAAAUAGAUAGAGUGCCAAGUGCUUGUCCAAACCAAGACACAGGAAACUCAAUCGCCAUGGAGAUUUUUGGGGAUGUUAGCUCUUCUGAAGAUGAACAUGAGGUUAUUCCAAAAAGUAAUGACAACACUUCAACUUGUCAAGUAAUUGUGAAUAAUUGCCAAGCUGAUGUAGAUGAGAUUUCAAAGAAUUUCCAAGCAACAGCAGAUGGAUCAGAUGAUAACAAGGUAGAAAAUACCUCCUCUACAGAUAACAAGGAGCCAUCAAGUAAGAUAACAUCAAUCUCUAUUGACAGCUCGUCAUCAGAAGGAACAGAAAAUAAGAGGGGAAAAAAAUCAACCUCUAAAGCUAAAAAGAUUUGUACUAUCCCGACUGAAGAUACACAGGAUGGCAGUUUUCUCUUUGAUCCCAGUGAGGAAAUGGUUACUUAUUUGCAAAAAAAUAAAAACAAAAAUAUUUCACGGCGAGUUCAUAAUAAAUCUAGUAACAGCUCAAAACCUAAGGGGAGUGGUGCUCAUAAACCUGUAUCAUCCAAAAAGACUACAAUAAAAGAUGCGAGUGAGCAUAGUAGUUCUGUGAUGAAGGAUGCUCAAAAAAAAAAUUCUCAAUCUCCUCGAGGGAAAAAAGUCACUUCACAGAGAGGCAAAACUCCUAAGAAAUCAGCAACCACAAAUGAUAGUGAUGGUAAGAGUACUCUGUGCCCUAAGAAGAAUACUUUAGUCAAGUCAUCUCCAAAUAGUUCAAAUGCUACACCUGCUACAGCUGCUGAAAGGCAUAAGUGGUAUAGAGAAAAGAGGAAGAAAUAUUUCGAAGACCUUGAGAAGGAAGUGGAAAGUUUGAGGACAGAAAAUGAGAGCCUUAAAAGGAAUUUGAAAGUCAAUAGUUUUGAUCAAAACAUGAAUAACAAUAAUGACAAUAUAAGUGAUAAAGAGAUGGGUUCACAUACUAAUGACUUGGAAUACAACAAAGGUAACUUGCAAGCAGAGAAGAAGAAUCACAAAAAUACAAAGGAAAUGAGUCUCUUCAUUCAAGAUCUGAAGGAGGAAAUACGACAGUUACAGAGGGAGAAUGAAAACCUUAUCAGUGUAGAAGACAUGGAGUCAAUUGUUGAUGAUUUGAAGGAACAAAUAAGUCAGUUAAAGAAGCAGAAGAAUGUUCUAGAAAUGAAGGAAAAAGAAGCAGACUCACUUGUCUGUAGUUUAAGGCAAGAACUUGGCCAGCUGAAGAAACAAAAUGAAGGGUUAAAAACCCAGAAGUUGACUGUCAAAGAUUUCAAGGACAAAAUACCUCCAUUGGAAAAAGAAAGGAAUGAACUGAAAAGCGAGGUAAAAGAGAUGGAAUUGUUUAUCGAAGAUCUGAAAAAAGAUAUAAAAGAUUUGACUGAUGAGAAAGAAGGAUUUAUGACAAGUAGCAAAGAAAUGAAUUUGCUGGUAAAUAAGUUAAAAGAAGAAAUAGAAACUUUGAAAAAGAACAAAGAUGAUCUUGUAAAGAAUGAAGAAGAGAUGAAUUUGAAUCUAAAAGAAUUGAGAGAAAAAUUGAAUGGAUUGAAGGAACAAAACAAUGAUCAUGUAAACAUUGCCAGAGAAACAGACUCCGUCUUAAAAUCUCUGAGAGAAGAAUUGGUUGAAAUGAAAACAGAGAAGGCAGUUGGUGAAGGCAAUGUUAGAGAAAUGGAAUCUACAAUUAACACCUUGAAAUGUGAAAUUAGUGUAUUAGAGAAAGAGAAGAAAGAACAAAAGACCAAUUUUGAGAAUAUGGAAAAAGAAAAAAUGAGUUAUCAAAACAGUUUCAUGGAGAUGGAUUCAGUGAUCAGAAGCUUGAAGUGUGAAAUUGGUAAAUUAGAAAAAGAAAGAGAAACCAAUCAAAGCAAUGCAAAGGAAUUGGAAAGUAUGAUUAACAAUUUGAAUUGUGAAAUAGACAAUUUGAAGACAGAGAAAGAUGUCCUGGAGAAGAAACGAAAGGAAAUGGAGUCACUCAUCGAAGGUUUAACAAAUGAAAAUAUUGAUUUAAAGAAUAAAGUGAAGAAUAAGGAUGAUUCAUUUGCRCAGGAACUGGAAGGAAAAUCUGGUCAACUAUUGACGAAUAACGAACAAACUGUUAGAUUUCUAAGUGAAGAAGCUCCACAUUCAAAGAACACUGACAUUAUUGGCAGAAAAGUGAGCAGUUUUUCUGAAGAACUGGAGCAACUGCGAAAAGAGAAGGAAGAGUUAAAGCAAAAUACUGGAAAGUUGGACUUAAUUCUACGAGAUAUGAAAAAUGAAUUUGGUGAAUUGAAAAAUGAGAAGGAAAAAAGUAAAAAAAGCUCUGAAGAAAUGGUCACAAUGGUGCAAAGUAUGAAAGAAGAUUUGGACAAACUAAAAAGCAAAGAAAAGGAUAUAUGUGAUGAUGUAGAAGAAGAUCAUUCAAGGAAAGAUAAAAGACACUGUUUAACAGCUGAAGACAUGUCACAUUUUGUUAAAGACUUGAAAGAUGAGAUAGGAUAUCUAAAGGGAUUGAUAAUAAGCCAAAGUGAACUGUCAGCUCUUGUGAAGCAUGUUGGUACUUUUCCAGGAUUUGAAUCAAGUGAAGAACAAGUCAGUGGUAAAAGGAAACUGGAUUGUGUAAGUGAUGAAACUGGCAAUGAAAACAAGCUGCAAAAAUCAGGUAAUGGUCAAAGUACAGUUAAGCCAGGUGGGGUUUGCCUACACAUUAACAAUGGUAAGAUGUCGGUAGAGUUUUGCAGUACUUGCAGUAGGAGUUCAAGUUCCUAGUUUGAUCCUCAUAUCAAACGUCAUUGCUAAACAGGUAAAAAGGCCUUGAAUACAGGUUAAUAUCAAGUGUCUAUAGACUGGUAAGAAUACAGAGUUUAACAAUACAAUACUGGUUGAAAAGACUUCAACAGUUUGUAUGUAGUACGACUGAGCUAGAUGGUGAAGUAUGAUGAUCUUCCAAGCUACUGUGCUAGAAUAUUAAAGCUACUACAACACAAACUAACAUAUCCAGUAAUUAAUAAUUAAUAGUGGUUAGUUUAUGACAUAAAGUUCAAUUUUUUUCCUCUUUCYAGUAUGACACAAACAUUUUCCAAGUUGUCUGUCAUUUCAGGUCAUCUUUCUGACUAAAUCCUGGUUGGACUUUGGCCUUCAUAUUUCCCCCUAGGGUUAGUAUAUUCCCCUUUGAUUCUCUCCCAUUCUUUUUUGGUGACAUACAGGUCCUAACAGACUCUUCAUAUUUUUUACUUAGUUAUGGAUGCUUUUGACUCCUUGCACCUCCCGGAGUCAAGUAUCAGCUCAAAACCUGAGUUAAAAAUGCUCUAUUUCCCCUUGUAUCUGUAAGUAUGUUAUUGAAGGGGAAAUCAGGUAAAGUCUAAUAAGUCACUCACAUUUUGCUUCAGAAAAUAUUUUUUUCUAAACGUUAAAUAAUUUGUGUUGAGAAGCUAUGAAAAUGCAGCAUCUGUUUUUUGUCCAGCUGCACCAAAAAGAGAUUUUAGGAGCAUUCAAUUGGAGAAAUGAAAACUUUAACUGUAACUAGAGUGCAUCCAUGUUGUAAGAUUUUAUAUAGAAACUUGUCUAACAGCACUGGUGCACACUAAUCAAUAGGUAAUCAAAGCUUUUGUCUAUCACUAAAUCUGCUGAUUUAUAACUYAAAAUGCAGUCAUGCCAAAAUCACACAUCUCUGAUAAUAAAUUUUAUUGAAGUAACAUAAUUAGUAACUAAUUAGUCAUUGCAACUGCAAUGGUCUCACUUUCCAGACAAUAUUCAUGAUGCCAAAAGACUUACUUGAACAGUGUUAGCUGAUAAAAAUAAAACUGUCAAUUGACUUGUCUUUCCAGUUGGGUUGAGAAGCGAUAUUUGGUUUAACAAAAAUAAAAAUAUUGUAAAAACUA
Molecule: messenger RNA, 4592 nt
Organism: Actinia tenebrosa (Australian red waratah sea anemone)
Lineage: Eukaryota; Metazoa; Cnidaria; Anthozoa; Actiniaria; Actiniidae
Source: RefSeq, a predicted model, not a curated record